AUGCAAUCGGUCUCAAUAGUAGCUGUUAUUGCACUUGCUUUUGGCUGUGCACUUGCGUACGACGUUAAACUUAACCAACACUGGAAAUUAUGGAAGGAAACUAAUAAUAAACGUUAUUCAGAUAUUGAAGAAUUUACUCGUCGAAUCGUAUGGGAGGCUAACUUGAAAACAGUGAAUAAUCAUAAUCUUGAAGCUGAUCUUGGUGUUCAUACAUAUUGGCUUGGAAUGAAUAAAUAUGGUGAUUUGACCGUCAGUGAAUUUGUCCGAAUGAUGAAUGGUUACAAUGUUACAAUGCGUGCUGAACGUACUGAAAGUCGUCCUGAAUUUACACGUAAUUCAAAUGUUGCAUUACCAGAUACUGUUGAUUGGCGCGACAAAGGCUAUGUUACUGGUAUCAAAGAUCAAGGCCAAUGUGGUUCAUGUUGGGCUUUUUCAUCAACUGGUGCACUCGAAGGUCAACACUUCAAAGCUACUGGUCAACUUGUUUCGCUUUCAGAACAAAACUUAGUCGAUUGCUCACGCAAACAAGGUAACAUGGGUUGUAAUGGUGGCUUAAUGGAUCAAGCCUUCGAAUACAUCAAAGAAAACAAUGGUAUCGAUACCGAAGGUUCAUAUCCAUAUGAAGCCAUAGACAAUCAAUGCCGAUUCAAGACAGCCAGUGUUGGUGCUACUGAUACUGGUUUCACUGAUAUCAAAUCACAAGAUGAAGGUUCACUUCAAGAAGCUGUUGCUACUGUAGGUCCAAUUUCGGUUGCCAUCGAUGCUAGUCAUGCUUCAUUUCAAUUGUACAAACGUGGUGUCUACAACGAACCACUCUGCUCACCAGUUCGACUUGACCAUGGUGUUCUUGCCGUUGGUUAUGGUACAGACUCUGGCAAUGAUUAUUGGCUCGUUAAAAACAGUUGGGGUGUAGGCUGGGGUGAUAGUGGUUACAUCAAAAUGACACGUAACAAACGUAAUCAAUGCGGUAUUGCUACAGCUGCAAGUUAUCCAACUGUUUAA
This is a messenger RNA of Rotaria socialis, 1002 nucleotides long. NCBI's taxonomy places the organism in Eukaryota, Metazoa, Rotifera, Eurotatoria, Philodinida, Philodinidae. The record is from the annotation of a GenBank genome assembly.